Lathyrus sativus (Indian pea) is the source of this 3231-nucleotide messenger RNA. The record is from the annotation of a GenBank genome assembly. Lineage: Eukaryota; Viridiplantae; Streptophyta; Magnoliopsida; Fabales; Fabaceae.
AUGGAUUUCUUGACAUCACCAAAACCCUCUUCUUCAUUCUCCUAUGGAUUCACCUACGAUGUCUUCCUUAGUUUCAGAGGCCUUGACACUCGUUACACUUUCACCGGAAAUCUCUACAAAGCUCUCUGUGACAGUGGAAUCCACACCUUCAUCGAUGAUAGAGAGCUUGAGGGAGGUGAUGAAAUCAAGCCAUCACUUUCUAACGCCAUUGAAGACUCUAGAAUUGCCAUUCUUGUAUUCUCUCCCAACUAUGCUUCUUCUUCCUUUUGUUUAGACGAACUUGUCCACAUCAUUCAACACUUUACACUAAACAAUCGUUUGGUUUUGCCGGUUUUCUACGGCGUCGAUCCUUCUGUCUUGCGACAUCAAAUUGGAAGUUACGGUGAAGCAAUAGCUAAGCACCGAGACAGGUUCCAAAACAACACGGAGAAUUUGGAGAGGUUGCAGAAAUGGAAGGUGGCUCUUAACCAAGCAUCUAAUUGCUCUGGCUACAAUUUUCAUGUUGGGAAUGAAUAUGAAUACAAUUUAAUUGGGGAGAUAGUAAAAAUAGUUACCAACAAGAUUAAUCGUGUUCCUUUGCAUGUUGCAAAUUAUCCGGUUGGACUCCAGUGUCGAUUACAAAAAGUAAAUUCACUUUUUGAUAAUAGAUUUGAUGAUAAAGUUCAAAUGUUAGGGAUAUAUGGAAUUGGAGGAUUGGGGAAAACAACACUUGCCCGAGCAAUUUACAAUUUCAUCGCCGAUCAAUUUGAAGUGUUAUGUUUUCUUCAUAACGUGAGAGAAAAUUCAGCUAAACAUAACUUGGAACAUCUUCAAGAGAUGAUCCUUUCCAAAAUAAAGGGACCGAAAAUUCGGCUAGGAGAUGUCAGCGAGGGGAUUCCAAUUUUGAAGCAAAGGCUACACCGAAAGAAGGUUUUGUUGGUUCUUGAUGAUGUUGAUGAACUGAAGCAGUUGCAGGUUUUAGCUGGAGGACUUGAUUGGUUUGGUCUUGGGAGCGUAGUAAUUAUUACCACUCGAGACAAACAUUUGCUGGCAAAUCAUGGGAUUGAAAGAACAUAUGAAGUAGAUAAGUUAAACCAAGUAGAAGCUCUGGAAUUGUUGAGGUGGAUCUCAUUUAAAAAUAACACAAUUGAUUCUAGUUUUGAAGGCAUUCUAAAACGCGCAGUAACUUAUGCUUCUGGACUUCCAUUGGCUUUAGAAGUAGUUGGUUCCAAUUUGUUUGGAAAGAAUAUAGGACAAUGGAAAUCUACAUUGGAUUGGUACGAAAGGAGUCCUGACAAAAAAAUCCAAGAGAUACUUAAAGUAAGUUUUGAUGCUUUGGAGGAAUAUGAGCAAAGUGUUUUCCUUGACAUCGCUUGUUGCUUCAGAGGGUAUGAGUUGUUAGAGGUUGAAGACAUACUUAAUGCUCAUUACGGUGACUGCAUGAAGCAUAAAAUUGAAGUGUUGGUUGACAGAUCUCUUAUAAAGAUUAGUCAGGAAGGUAAACAUGAUAUUGUGACAUUACAUGACUUGAUCGAGGACAUGGGUAAAGAAAUUGUUCGUCAAGAAUCACCCAAAGAGCUUGGUAAACGCAGUAGGUUGUGGUUCCAUAAAGAUAUAGUUCAUGUUUUAGAAGAAAAUUUGGGAACAGAUAAAAUUGAAAUUAUAUAUCUGGAUUGCCCUUCUGUUGAAGUAGUGGUUGAUUGGAAGGGAAAGAGCUUCAAGAAAAUGAAAAAUCUCAAAACACUUAUUAUUAAACAAGGUCAUUUUUCUAAAUGUCCCACAAGUUUUCCAAAUAGCUUGAGAGUAUUGGAAUGGCAGAGAUAUCCUUCACGGUAUAUACCAUCUAACUUUUGUCCUAAGAAACUAGCCAUAUGUAAGUUACCCAAUAAUUGCUUUACCUCAUUGGAAUUGGCUAGCUUUUUGAACCAGAAGUUAACAAAUCUCAAAGUUUUGGACUUCAAAGAUUCUGAAUAUUUGACGCAUAUACCUGAUGUAUCGGGUUUAUCAAACUUAGAAGAAUUUUCGAUGAAUAAUUGUAAGAAUUUACGUACAAUUCACAAUUCUGUUGGGCACUUGAAUAAACUCAAGGACUUGAAUGCUAAGGGUUGCAGCAAGCUCCAGAAUUUUCCACCCUUGAAGUUGACCUCUCUUAAAAAAUUGCAACUUUCAGGUUGUGAGAGUCUUAAGAGUUUCCCAGAAAUAUUAGGAGAGAUGCAAUAUAUUACAGUCAUUGAAUUGCUUGAAACUUCCAUAGAAGAAUUUCCACUUUCAUUUCAAAAUCUCACUGGCCUUUGCCUUUUAAAAGUAGUUGGAAAGGGAAUGCAUAGGUUAUCGAGUAACAGUCUUAUGAUGACAAAUUUGUGGAGUGUUCAUAUUGAAAAUUGUCAUCUAUUAUUUCCAAAAGAAAAUGAUAAAUUCAGUUCUGAGAUGUUUCCACAAGUGGGAUCUCUAGAGCUCUUUAACUCCAACCUGUCAGAUGUAUCUCUUCCAAAAUUUCUUACUUUAUUUGCUAAUGUGACAAUAUUAGACCUAUCGGCGAAUCAUUUCACAAUUCUUCCUGAAUGCCUCAAAGAAUGUGACUUUUUACAUAAGCUUUGUUUAGAUGAUUGCAAGAAUCUUCAGGAAAUCAGAGGAAUCCCGCUGAGUUUAAAAUAUUUCUCUGCAAAAUCUUGCGUUUCUUUGACAUCAUCGUCUAGAAGCAUGCUACUGAAUCAGGAAUUGCAUGAGGCUAGAGGCACCCACUUCUAUUUUUCUGCAGGAACUGAGGGGAUUCCUGAGUGGUUUGAGCACCAGAGUAAUGGACCGUCAAUUUCUUUUUGGUCUCGUAACUACCUCCCUUCAAUUGCUCUCUUACUUGUUACUAAGUUGAAGCAUGGAGUUGACACAUCCGACUGCUUAGUAAAUAUCAAUCUGUUCAUCAAUGGCUAUGGAUAUUAUGUUGAUUCUCGCGAAGUUUGUGAAUGGCAAAAGAUUAAACCGGGUCAUGCAUAUCUAUUUGAUCUUCACCUGCAUAGCCGGGUACUCAACUUUAACAUUGAACAUAGAAAUGAGAAACUCUGGAACGUGAAAUUCAAACUAGAGGAAGCGCUUUCAAAAAAUGAGUGGAUCCAUGUAGAGGUUACAUACACCCAUCAGAUGAAGGAUGCAUUACUUAUAGAAAGUGGAAUCCACAUAUUCAAAGAGAAAAAUAGCAUGGAGAAUAUUCGAUUUAGCAAUCCCUUUAAAAAGAGUAGAUUUGUGGAUGCAAUUUAG